This is a messenger RNA of Saccharomycopsis crataegensis, 3051 nucleotides long. Its product is annotated as histone acetyltransferase. The transcript has a single exon. The record is from RefSeq and is a predicted model, not a curated record. Bases 1 to 3051 code for a protein of 1016 amino acids. Gene Ontology annotation, biological process: negative regulation of DNA-templated transcription; positive regulation of transcription by RNA polymerase II. Gene Ontology annotation, molecular function: transcription coregulator activity; histone acetyltransferase activity. Lineage: Eukaryota; Fungi; Ascomycota; Saccharomycetes; Ascoideales; Saccharomycopsidaceae. Gene Ontology annotation, cellular component: chromatin.
AUGAUAACCAGUGAUCCAAAAAGUCAACAACAGUUGACUACUCCAUCCAACAUUGACGAAAUAAAAAAACAAAAGAAACUUAAAAGUUUACUUAAGAAGCUACAAAUACCCGAUAACAAGACUUACGAAGUGAUCACCGAGAAAAUAAUAACAACCGCUUCAUCCACAGAUCCCUCUUCCGAUUCUAAUAAGCUCCGUCAGCUUAGAAAUCGUGAUCAGAUCCAACUAUCGGCUAUAUCUGACCCUCUACUAGGGGAUGAUAGAAAUGGCAAAGCAAAGAUAAAACUAAAAGAUACCAACAACAAAAUUUCAUUCAAAUCAAAUACUUUGGAAAUAUCCUCAAAUUUGGAAAACCUUAUCGUGAAAAUAAAUUUGAAAAAGAUUGUUGGCGAUAACUCCAUAUUUAAUACCAGUAUCCUAAACGAUAUAAAGCUAUUAGAUGAUAAUAAUAAAGAUGAAUACGAUGAGUAUGAAGAUGAUGAUAGUUUUGAUGUUACAGAAUUGCCAUACCGUGGAGCCCUUGAUAUCGACGACGCUAGCACCUUGAAAACUCAGCCGAAUUCCCUUGAUAGAAAAGCAUUCGAGAAUUCAAUGAAAAGAACCCAAAAUUUAAGAAUCAAAAACAGUGAUGGAACCUUAAUAAAGCCUUGGGAUCAAGAUUCAUCCAUUUAUAAAAAAAUUGAUUGCAUUCAUUUUGGUGGUUUUGAAAUUGAUACCUGGUAUGCUGCUCCAUAUCCAGAGGAAUAUAAUAAACAUAAAGUACUUCAUAUUUGUGAAUAUUGCCUCAGGUACUUCUCAUCAUCAUUUGUUAUGAAGCGCCAUUCUUUAAAAUGCCCGUUAAACCAUCCUCCCGGAAAUGAGAUUUAUAGGGACGUGAAUAAUCGACUCGCGGUAUUUGAGGUUGAUGGGAGAAAAAAUGUAUUAUAUUGUCAGAAUUUAUGCUUAUUGUCCAAGCUAUUUUUGAAUUCCAAGACUCUUUAUUUCGAUGUUCAACCGUUUGUGUUUUAUAUUUUGACAGAAAUUGACUCACAAAAUAAUUAUCAUUUUGUGGGCUAUUUCUCCAAAGAGAAAUUGUCAUCUACAAAUUACAACUUGUCGUGCAUUUUGACAUUACCAAUUUAUCAACGGAAUGGAUAUGGAAAUUUUCUAAUUGACUUCAGUUAUUUAUUAUCAAGAAUGGAAUUUAGAGUUGGGACUCCAGAAAAACCUCUAUCAAAUUUCGGCCUUUUAUCGUACCGAAGUUAUUGGAAAACAGCAUUAGCUUAUAGAAUAAAACAAAUUAUGAUUGAUAGCGAAAUCUUCACCAAAACAUAUCAAAUAUUAAAGGAAAAUAAACAAAUUACGGAAAAUAACUUUAAAGUUUUGGAAAAUUAUAAAUAUCAAAAUCCCCUAUUAAAACUAACCAUCCAAGAUCUCUCAAAUACCUCAGGUAUGACUCCAUCGGAUGUGAUUUAUACUUUAGAAAACUUGAACGGAUUAAUGAAAGAUCCAAUAACUGGAAAAUAUGCCAUCAAAAUCAAUAUCUCAAAAAUCAAUGGAGUGAUCAAUAAAUAUGAACAGAAAGGAUAUGUCCGCGUUGAUCCUGAUUUAUUAUUAUGGAAGCCAUUAAUUUAUGGACCUUCUGGUGGCAUUUCUGCCAAGAGAACAGAUAUCGAUAUUACCAAUGAGCCCACAAAACCAGAUGGGGAUAGAGUAUCAAAUAAUGAUAAUCCAAAUUUAAUUUCAUUUCUUGUUAACUUCAUGAAGGACGAUAUUGAGGAUAUUCGAAAUUUGACGAAGCAAACUCUUGAUGAAAUUGUGAAUCGAAUAAGGAUUUUAACUCACGUGGACUUUGAAAAGAAGAAUAUGAUUAUAGAUGAAGAGGACGAAAAAUUAUUAAAAUUGGACAUCAAGGCUUUGAUAGAGAAACAUCAGAAAUUAUUAGCUUCCGACGAGGAUAAGGAGGGGCUACUCAAAGCUCUAGAAAAUGAGCAAGAAAUUCCAAUAAUGAGAUUAAUAAUGUGUACCAAUGUGUAUAAUGCCAAUGGCGAUUCAUUAAUGAUGAACAAUAAAAUCAAUCAAGAUGGCUCUUUUAACGAAAAGAAGAAGAAAAUAGUUAUUGACGAUGAUGAUGAGGAGGAAGAGGAAAAAGAGGAAGAAAAAGAAGAGGAAGAGGAAGAGGAAGAAGAAGAGGAAGAGAAUAAAGAACAAAUAAAUGGUAACCGAGUAGCUAUCGAAAAUCGUAAUCGGUAUGAGCCAAGUGGAGAUGAAAAUGAAGAUCUGAUAGAAGAAAAGAAUAAAGAUGUUAACGAAACGAAAAGUAGAGAUGAUGAUGCUAAGAAUGGAAACGCAUCUGUUUUUGGAAUACAAGAGGUGGAGAACAGAGGCGAGUCAAUUGGGCUGGAUGUAGGAUAUGAAGAUGAAUUUGCUAGAGAUGCGGCAAGCCAGCUAACACAAAACAAGCCUCAGUAUGAAGCAAUUGAUGGAAAUGACCAAGUUGAUACAGAAAAUGGAUCCACUUAUCUUGAUUAUUAUGACGAAACUUCCGAAUUAAGUCCUUUAUCCCUAUCUGAGCGGUCCGCGUCACCUUUUGAAGAAGAUAAAAGUAUAUCGAAAAGUAAAGGGAGUAUUCAAGAAGAAGGCCUCUCAAAAUCAUAUGCGGAAAAAGAUGUAGCAGGGAGGAUGAGAAGCUUUAGGGGAAGAAAUGAAGAUCUAAGGGUUAGAGAAAAAGGAAAAUUCAGACCCAGUUUUGCGAAUGGCCAAGACGUGAAUGGCGGGAUCCCGAGUUCUAAAGAAAGCACCAAGAAUCAUCAAAGAACAUCUAGCAGGAGAAACAGAGGUAAAAAUAUUAAUAUGGAUGUUGAAGAAGAGACUAUUUCCAGGAAUUUGAAGCGAAAAAUUGGAAGUACCAUUGGAGAGUCUGAGAGACAUUCCAGCAGUAAAAAUCAAGAAUCAGAAGUAAUCAAUGGAAAAAAUAAUGGUAAUAUGGCAGAAACUGCCGAUACUCCUCCUGUAAAAAGAGGCAGGGGCAGACCCAAGGGAAGUUUCAAGAAGAAGAAACUACACAAAUAG